UGCGCGACUUACAUUAGUUAGAAGAAACAAAUACACGUUGGUGGAUAUUUGGAAUUGUUAUACAGGCAGCGGACUUUGCAAAUGUCGUCGAGUGUAACAUCCUCACUUCAGGCCAACAUGAGCUCGUCCAUGCCUCAGAAGCGUUUCUACAGACAACGAGCCCAUUCAAACCCGAUGGCGCACCACUCGUUUGAUUACCCAGUGUGUCCAGAGGAAAUGGACUGGUCCAAACUUUAUCCAGAGGUCAUAGGUGGCAACCAGUCUGAGGAAGAGACUCCUCAAGUUGAGUUUGCAGACAUUGGAUGUGGAUAUGGAGGCCUUUUAGUGGAGUUAUCUCCACUCUUCCCAGAUAAACUCAUCCUCGGCUUGGAAAUUAGGGUGAAAGUCUCAGAUUAUGUUCAAGACCGUAUCCAGUCACUGCGUUCCUCUAAUCCAGGAAGCUACCAGAACAUCGCCUGCCUUCGCAGCAAUGCCAUGAAGUACCUCCCUAACUUCUUUAGGAAAGGACAGCUCAGUAAGAUGUUCUUCCUCUUUCCUGACCCUCACUUUAAGAAGACUAAGCAUAAAUGGAGGAUCAUUAGUCCCACUUUGCUAGCGGAGUAUGCCUACACACUGAGAGUCGGGGGUUUGGUGUACACCAUAACAGAUGUGGAGGAAGUCCACAUCUGGAUGGUGAAGCACUUCACCGAGCAUCCUCUGUUCACACGUGUCACCGAUGAGGAGCUGGUGGAUGACAUCAUCAUUACCCGUUUGGGGACCUGUACAGAAGAAGGGAAGAAGGUGCAGAGAAACGGAGGGAAGAAUUUCCUCGCAGUUUUCCGAAGGAUCGAGGAUCCACAAUGAGGAACCACUGUGGAUGUCGAAAAUAAAAAUAACGUUUUUUAUUAAGUAAUUUCUUCGUGUAGCAUAAUGCUGCUCAGCAAACCAGCAUCUGAAGUUUUUUUUUUCCUAUUCAUCCAGCAGAUGAACACUCAUGACUUUUUCUUAUUUUUUCAACAAAUGGAAGAUUUUUCCUUCUAUUUUUUAUCUUUUCCUUGUGACAUGUAUUUAAUUAUUUAGCUUUCAACAUGAAUAAAUCAUGGAGAAAUUUCUUUUCAUGCCA
Molecule: messenger RNA, 1102 nt
Organism: Menidia menidia (Atlantic silverside)
Lineage: Eukaryota; Metazoa; Chordata; Actinopteri; Atheriniformes; Atherinopsidae
Source: the annotation of a GenBank genome assembly